AGCGCAUGGCAAAACAGCAGCAGCCAAAAGGAAGCUCAGAGCUUUCCCCACUUCAUUUAAAUAUUUUACAAAAUUACUUUAUAAAAUUUCAGCUAUAAAUUAAACUUCAAAAAGAUUACUUUUUAUUUUUUAUUUUUCUGUCUCUCAAAUCUCAUGCUCAUAUGCAGAAUUCACUUCUUAGUUCUUACCACCCCACCAAACUGAGCAGAAAGCCUUAUCUUUUUGAAAAACCAUUCGCAUCUUCUGUCAAAUGUCAUUUUUCUUAAAAAUAUAAUAAUAUUAUAAACUGUUGUACUAUAAAUUCUUCAUUCAAAUAACAUGUUUCCAAGUACUGCUCAGUUUUUAGUGUUGGUGUAUUAAAAUAUGAACCCUCUCUUUAUUCUUUCUAUAUAAGCUUGUAUUCCAAAUCAACACAAUUCAUAACUAAUUUUUGAUUCUUCUACUCUUUAAGGUCUUCACUUUCCUCAAUUUAUAAGCUAAUUAAAAGGUUGUUGGAGCGCUGGUGCUUAAAACUACAAUCAAUAUCUCUCUUCGAUAUAAUCGACUCCAUUUCUGAACCAGAUAAGAAUCAAAUGGAUAAUAUUGAUUGGGGCAAUGAGCUUGAAGAAAGUUUUAUAAUGUCCAGCUCAAUCAGCCUUCCCUACUACAACAACAACAAGAUUGAGACGAUUUCGUCGAAAUUAGAUACAUACAGUCCAGUUCAUCAGCAGAUGCAGAAAACGGAGAUAUUAUCCAAUAUUUUGCCUCAGCAAUGGAAUUCAAGAUCAGGAGCUGGCAGCGGGUGGGGAGUCGCUAUCAAUGCAGGAGCGACGACGUCGGGCUCAUUCAUUGAAUGCAGUAGGCCUUCUGCAUUGAAUACUACUCCUCCUCUCAAAAAUAGCAUCAUUGAUGAUUCGAACGUUCUCGAACAACAUCCUCCAAUGGCGGCCAACGCCGCCGCCUCGUUCGAGUCCCUCGACUGCUUGCUCUCCGCCUCCACCACCGACACCACCACGUCAGCCGAUCAAGACGACGGUAUUUCCCUCAUUUUCUCCGACUGCCAAAACCUGUGGAAUUUCGCGAAAUCGGGAAAAACGACCAUUACUCCAGUUUCGCGAAAUUCCGAAGAAAUCGUCAAUAAUCGGAGCAAGAGAAAGAGAGAGGAGGCGGCGACGAGCGAGCCGAUCGGAUUAACGGAGCUGGAUUUCCAGUCGAAUUACUCCGAUCACGGCAACGGUAGCGGCGGUUUCCAGAUCAUAUCGGAAAAUCAGCAAAAAAGUACCAAAAAGGCGAGAUUAGAUCCGAAACAGCCCCUUCCUGUGAUUAAUUCUUCGUCUUCCAACAUCAAUUUCCAGCAGCCUAGCUCGUCGGCGUCCUCCGGCGACGAGCAGGACGCGGAGGCGAUCGCGCAGAUGAAGGAGAUCAUCUACCGCGCGGCGGCGUUCAGGCCGGUGAACUUCGGCGCGGAGGCGAUGGAGAAGCCGAAGAGGAAGAACGUGCGGGUGUCGAGCGAUCCGCAGACGGUGGCUGCGCGGCAGAGGAGAGAGAGGAUAAGUGAGAGAAUUAGGGUUUUGCAGAAGCUGGUCCCCGGCGGCAGCAAAAUGGACACGGCGUCGAUGCUGGAUGAAGCGGCGAAUUAUCUCAAAUUCCUCAGAUCACAGGUCAAAGCUCUCGAGGCGUUAGGGCAGAAGAGCGUGAUUGAUCCAACGGUUCAUAAUUUUCCGGCAAAUACGAAUCUCGCAUUCUCAUCGCCGUUUCUUAGCUACACAUUUGCCAUGCAGCAGCAGCCUCAGUUCUCCAUCCAUAAUCCCAAUCAAUUCAAAAGUUGAGGAAAUUAAUAAUAUUAUUAGGUGCCAAAGAAAAAAAGAAGGAAGUUUAAUUAAUUUCCCCCUUUUUUCUCUCAAUUUUUUUUUAAUUGGUUCCCCCAAUUCUCUUGAUCUAGGUAUGAGUGUAUUUUGACAUGAUAAACUGGUAUUAUUAACCCUUUAUGAUCACUUUUGUAAUGAUGUUCUAUCAUCAUUAGA
Salvia miltiorrhiza (redroot sage) is the source of this 2003-nucleotide messenger RNA. Its product is annotated as transcription factor bHLH87. Gene Ontology annotation, biological process: regulation of DNA-templated transcription. Gene Ontology annotation, molecular function: DNA-binding transcription factor activity; protein dimerization activity. The transcript is spliced from 3 exons. The coding region runs from base 573 to 1808 and encodes 411 amino acids. Lineage: Eukaryota; Viridiplantae; Streptophyta; Magnoliopsida; Lamiales; Lamiaceae. The record is from RefSeq and is a predicted model, not a curated record.